AUGUCUUUCAUCGACAGAAUGACGACUCGACUUCACAAUAUUGAAAUGGGCUUCGCUGAACUAAAGCCCCUUAUGGACAAACUCAGCUCCAACCGCAAACUCAUACUACUGGAAUUUGCAAAACCUUGUCCAUCUCCAUACUUCCUAGAAGCAAAUACUGGACUAGCUCCCGGUGGGCAAAUAGUGACAGAUAUCGAGAUUAUCAAAGGAGAGGCGCAUGCUGAGCAGGAAGAGAUCAUGGAAAUGGGGUUUGAGAGCCUUUAUGGACUGAGCUACAUCUACGCAGAUGAUCUAAAGGAAAUUGAAAUCAUCGAGAUUGCUAAUAUUUACGCUGACCUGCAAACUGUGCGUCGGAAGAGUGACCGGAAUGACUAUUACAUCUUGAUGUGUCGACAAGUCAUCAGUCACUGGCUUUCUUGGGUUGAAGGGCAGAAGAUGGGAGAUGACCCGUUUGGGCCUUCUUUUACUUCGCGAGGGAUCUAUGAGAGGCUGGUCAUUGACUUGGGACAUACUUGGUAG
Aspergillus glaucus CBS 516.65 is the source of this 519-nucleotide messenger RNA. RefSeq lists its product as uncharacterized. NCBI's taxonomy places the organism in Eukaryota, Fungi, Ascomycota, Eurotiomycetes, Eurotiales, Aspergillaceae. The transcript has a single exon. The coding region runs from base 1 to 519 and encodes 172 amino acids. The record is from RefSeq and is a predicted model, not a curated record.